AUGUUGAAACGAAGAGAUGAAAAUGUUCGUUUGAAUUCUAUCAAAAUAAUCACAUAUUUAAUUUCUUGCCCUUUGACUCCAAUUCAACUUGUAAAGAAGCUUAGGUUUGAAGGGUCCGGUAUUAACAAUCUAUUAAAGUUAAUGGAUGGUGAAUCAUUAACCAUUAAUAUUUAUUAUGCAUUGUUGGAUUGGGUAUCUGAAAAUUUUAAUUUGGCUAAAGUGACAUGUGAAAAGGAACUUGGAUCAUCAUCACCAUCCACCACAACCGCCUCCAUGAUGAAGAUGAUCCAAGUUAAAAAUUUUCAAAUAAUUCUCUUGAUUUUGGCAUUAUUAAACUCUGAGGGCACAAAAAGAAAUGACAAAUGUAGAAUUCUUAAAGACUUGAUAGAAAUAUUUACACAUAAUAUUUCAUAUUGUACAGAAAUAAAUAAUGAUUAUUUAUGGCUUUGGCAAAAAUAUCUCAUCCGACUUAUGCCUGUAUUUGGCAACCAAGAAGGUAUUCUAGCACAAAAGGAAAAUAAAGUUACUUCAGAUUGGGCUUUAGAAUUUUUAGCAAUUAUUAUAUGGAAUCUUUUUGAGGUCAAUCGUGAUGGCUAUCGAGUUGCUGAAGAAACUAUAAUCUACUUAUGGACAAGUGAUAGACAAGAUUCUUUAGAAACAAUCCGUUCUUUAUUAAUACAACUUUUGACAUUAAUCACUAAAGAAUGUAAAAAUUCAAUUGGAAAAUGUGAUGCAUUUAAUAUCCUUAACUGA
This is a messenger RNA of Entrophospora sp. SA101, 753 nucleotides long. The record is from the annotation of a GenBank genome assembly. Lineage: Eukaryota; Fungi; Glomeromycota; Glomeromycetes; Entrophosporales; Entrophosporaceae.